Acanthopagrus latus (yellowfin seabream) is the source of this 1972-nucleotide messenger RNA. RefSeq names its product activating transcription factor 4b (gene atf4b). Gene Ontology annotation, cellular component: nucleus; ATF1-ATF4 transcription factor complex; ATF4-CREB1 transcription factor complex. The coding region runs from base 263 to 1564 and encodes 433 amino acids. Gene Ontology annotation, molecular function: DNA-binding transcription activator activity, RNA polymerase II-specific; RNA polymerase II transcription regulatory region sequence-specific DNA binding. NCBI's taxonomy places the organism in Eukaryota, Metazoa, Chordata, Actinopteri, Spariformes, Sparidae. The record is from RefSeq and is a predicted model, not a curated record. Gene Ontology annotation, biological process: regulation of transcription by RNA polymerase II. The transcript has 3 exons.
CAUUUUCCUGUCUGAAGAGCAACAACAGAAGUGACAGCAUUGUUGAACAUCGCUCGAUUUGCCGAAAUGGCAGUGUAAAAGUGAGCCGCGACCCAGCCGCCAACAAAACAGUGCAUCCAGCCAGUGCACUGAGUCACUUCUAAUUCAGCAAACAUGUCGUCCUACGUGGAAACCCUCGCCACUGCUGCUUUCGACAGCAUAAAAGAGUUCGAAGCUUACCUAGCAUCGUCACGCACUCCCUUUGUGACCAACAACAGCCAUUAUGACCAUGAUGAUGACAAGCUCACAGUUUGGCCUGGAAGACAUGGAGGCCCUGCUCUGGGGUCCUUCCUCUCCCAUGGCUGACGCCGUGGACUUCCUGUCUGUUCGCCCUGACCAAGAAGAAAAACAGGAAGGAGGAGGAAUCUCACUUGAGGGGGACACUUCGCCCGCGUCGCCCCUCACCUCCUCAUCGCUGUCUUCUUCCUCCUCUCCUCCUCCCUUCUACUCUCCUCCUCCCUCACCACCGGCUGUCCUCCUGCAGGGGGACAAGGUCGGGACUGAGUCUGAACUGCUCUCCCUCCCCUGGUUGGACCACCCUGGUCAGCUGAGACAGGCAGUCUCAGCUGACAAUAAAGAGGAUAUGUUCAGUGACCUGGACUGGAUGGCUGAGAGGGUGGAUCUGAGCGAGUUCGACCUGGACUCUCUGAUUGGCUCCUGCAGUCCUACUGAAGAGUCCCCUGGCUCUCCAGAAGACCUCCUCGCCUCCCUGGAUUGCCCCAUGGAACUCGACUCUCUCCCAAUGCCCACCCUCUCCACUCCUGCUCUCCCCCUUCCUCUUUCCUCUCUUCCUGCUGAGCCUUCUGUCAUCACAGUGGAUGAGCCUGACUCCUACAUCGAUGAGCAGGAUGUCCCCUCCCCUCCUCUGUGCGUCCCAGAGCCACAAGAGGAGCUGGAAAUCAAGUCUGAGCCUGCCUCUCCUGACCCGUCCUCCCCCUUGGUCGAUUCUCCCUCCUCCCCAGCCUACACCCUGGACCUGGGCAGUGAAGUGGAUGUCUCUGAGAGCGAGGUGAAGCCGAUGGUGGCUCCUGUCAUCCCUCAGGUCCAGAGGCUUGUACUCUCCCUCUCUCCAACCCGCAUUGUCCUCGUGCUGGCCCCCAAAGAGGAAGUUGCAAUCACCACCACCACUGUAACCACCACACCAGAGGUCAGUCACUCGCCUGCUGCAGCGAGGUCCUGCAGAAGCAGACCAUACCCUGAGCCUUCAUAUAAAGCCAGUCCACCCUCUCCCAGCGCCACCAGUGUCAAAGUAAAGCCCCUAAGAGGUGCUGCUGGAGAAGAGAGGGGCACAAAGACCAAGAAACUGAAGAAGAUGGAGCAGAAUAAGACGGCUGCCACACGUUACCGUCAAAAAAAGAAAACUGAGCAGGAGGCACUGCUUGAAGAGCAUGCGCAGCUGGAAAGGAAGAACAUGGAGCUGACAGAGAAGGCUGAAUCCAUGGCCAGGGAGAUAGAGUACCUGAAAGAGCUGAUGGAGGAGGUUCAGCAGGCCAGGAGCAAAAAAGGGCAUAGUGCUGUCCCCUAGUGGUUGGACCCAACAAUGACAGAUGAAGCAUGUCAUCAGAGGUGAUAGUGAGAUUGUGGGCUCAGCUGAUUUUAUUCCAUGCAAACAAGUAUCAGAAAAAUGUGUUAUGUCCUCACCGCAUGUUUUUAGAUGCAAAGUCCUGAAAACCUGACAUUGGUUAGAACAUGUCCUAUUUUAAUACUGAACACUGGUAUGAACUAUAGAAUCCUAUUGUCACAUUUAGAGUAUUUUCCACUCAGUAUGUAAACUUGUGUGAUAUGUUGUAUGUUUGUAUUUUUUUUUCUAUCACUGGACCUCAUAAACUUUCCAGUAGCAUGUCUUUUGUAAUAUUUUAACAUUUGUGUAUUCUAGUAUACCCGGACCAUCUGUAUUAUGAAUCUCUUAAUAAAGAGUCUUAUCUAAAGCCGA